Messenger RNA from Micropterus salmoides (largemouth bass), 6009 nucleotides. RefSeq names its product lysophosphatidic acid receptor 1 (gene lpar1). The record is from RefSeq and is a predicted model, not a curated record. Gene Ontology annotation, biological process: phospholipase C-activating G protein-coupled receptor signaling pathway; neurogenesis. The coding region runs from base 414 to 1472 and encodes 352 amino acids. The transcript has 3 exons. Gene Ontology annotation, cellular component: membrane. Gene Ontology annotation, molecular function: lysophosphatidic acid receptor activity. Lineage: Eukaryota; Metazoa; Chordata; Actinopteri; Centrarchiformes; Centrarchidae.
CAAAGGUCCUCUCCUGCAGAGUAUGUGUGGCAGUCGGUCGGCCAGAGAGAGAGAAAGAGCUUUGCGGAGCCGCCGCGCCAGCGCAGAGAGGCACGGAGACGCAGCAGAGAGCAUCAAGGCGACUUCAUCUGGAGGAAAAUAAAUAAAACAACUUUAGCAGGGACAUACUGUUCGAGAAAAAACAGAGGAGGUAUUGAUUUUUUGCGCGGACAUAAAAUGAAAGGGUUACCUGGCUGUAUUUUGGAUUUGGAGUCUUGUAUUACACAGCUGCGACUUUGACUCUCUAGGAGUUGUCUGUUGGAGGAAUUUCAGGCACCCCGAAUCAGGCUUGAGUUGGACAUCCAGGAACCAGUCAAGGAGUAAACUAAACUACCUCUCACUGGAAAAGCAGAGACUAAAGCACCACUACCACCAUGGAUGAGGAACAGUGCUACUACAACGAGACCAUCGCCUUCUUCUACAAUCGCAGUGGCAAGUACCUUGCUACUGACUGGAACACCGUCAGCAGGCUGGUGAUGGGCCUGGGCAUCACUGUGUGCAUCUUCAUCAUGCUCGCCAACCUUCUGGUGAUGAUCGCCAUCUACGUCAACAGAAGAUUCCACUUCCCCAUCUACUACCUGAUGGCCAACCUGGCAGCUGCUGACUUCUUUGCUGGACUGGCCUACUUCUACUUGAUGUUCAACACAGGACCAAACACGAGGCGCCUGACUGUUUCGACGUGGCUGCUGCGCCAGGGCUUGAUUGAUACCAGCCUGACAGCGUCUGUGGCCAACCUGCUCGCCAUCGCCAUCGAGCGCCACAUCACCGUGUUCCGCAUGCAGCUACACACUCGAAUGAGUAAUCGGCGUGUGGUGGUGGUGAUUGUCAUUAUCUGGACCAUGUCUAUAGUCAUGGGAGCCAUCCCCAGCGUGGGCUGGAACUGUAUCUGUAGUAUUAAGUCUUGCUCCAACAUGGCGCCACUUUACAGCAACUCCUACCUAGUCUUCUGGGCAGUGUUUAACCUUGUGACUUUUGUUGUUAUGGUAACACUAUAUGCCCACAUCUUUGUCUAUGUGCGCCAGAGGACCAUGAGGAUGUCACGGCACAGCUCUGGACCACGACGCAACCGAGAUACCAUGAUGUCUCUGCUGAAAACCGUGGUGAUUGUGUUGGGUGCAUUCAUCGUCUGCUGGACCCCCGGCCUGGUCAUCCUCCUUCUUGACGUCUUCUGUGCCAGCUGCAACGUCCUUGACUAUGAAAAGUUCUUCCUGCUUCUUGCCGAGUUCAACUCGGCCAUGAACCCCAUCAUUUACUCCUACCGUGACAAGGAGAUGAGCGCCACCUUCAGGCAGAUCCUGUGCUGUCAGCGGCAGGAAAACGUCAACGGGACCGCGGCAGAGGGAUCUGACCGGUCGGCGUCAUCCAUCAACCACACGGUGCUGAGCGGCGGUAUGCACCACCACCACCACCAUAACGAACACUCUGUAGUAUAAAGGAGGGCUGGAGAUUGCGGAGAUUAAUCCAACUGCUUGAAGGAGUUGAUCUCUUUUGGAGAUACUGACUGAAAGAAGGUAAAUGGCAGCAAGGGUAGUUCGAGAGGGACCGCGAACAUGAUAUGAACUAAAGACAGCAACGUGAUAAAUUUGAGAAUGAAGAUAAGGUAGAGUUGAUGAUGAGCUGGAUGAAAUCACAAUGAAGAAGAUGAUGGCGACUAUGAGGAAAGAUGACAAGACUUUAUCGCGGUGUGGGGAAAGAAGAGGGGAGGAGUCUGAUCUUUGAGGACUCUUGAUAGGCUGUUGGUAUUUUUAUUUAGUUGUUUAUUAUUUUCUAUUUGUUUUGAAUGUGUUAUGUACAACGCUGAUAUGAACUAUUUAAAUCUGUGAAAUGAAGGUAAUGCCAGUAUAACCCAUCCUCUUUCUCCAGUCUUCUCUAACAUUGUGUCUCGCAGUCGUUGGUUUCAGACUUUGACCCCUUGAUUCCCAUUCUUAAGAAAGGUAUCAUAACAUCAUCCAUACAGUACAUGUUACGUACAGAUGCAACAUGACACUAUCUGACUCCUUGUAUUAGUUGUGACAUUUUAGGUCUUGGAGCACUAUUCUUCCUUUAUUGUAGUUUAGGAAAGACUUCAGAUCGCACAUACACCGUGUUGUGCUUAUAACAUGUAACUCUCCAACAACCUCAAACUUAACCUAACUUAAAAAUUACCUUGCGGGGACUCAAGGCUCUGAAUAGUGUUUCAAUUUGUUUCCUUUGUUCUCCACAUUUAUGGGAUGAUGGAUAAUGCUUAAAAAUACAUAUAUGUAUUAAUACUGACAUGUUUGAUUUAUCAAAAAAAUACAGUAAUACUGUUCAAAUUCAUCUUUAAAUUACUUUACAACCUUUUUUUAUUUAAUGUUUAUUUGACAGGGACAAAUGCAUGGAACACUGCUUUAUAAAGAAUACAAAGUAGAUUCCGUGCAUACAGGUUUCUAGCCAUGACUAAUUUGCAACCUUGUAAACACCCUAAAAACUUGGUAUUCUACUAAUCCACUUCUCCCACUAAAAAGCUUUUGUCAAUGCAUCCCAACAGUUUCUUCCUUUCAUCCAACUUUAAUACAUAAAGGGUCCAGGAUCCUGAGUUGUUUAUUCCCUCUAAGGAAUUAGAAGUUGUUCCAGGGAUCUUACCAAAAAGGGGAGGAGGAUGUUUGCGGUUUUAGCGCAGACUCUGUGACACAGUGUUAUGUGGAGACAAGGUGAAGGUCAUAUCUGGUGAGCAUUAACAGACUUCAGAUCAGGAUAAGAAAUGUGCUGAGCUGCCUGCCUCUCUCGGGUUUUAUCAAGUGUCUCUGAGUCCAUGAGGCUGACAAGAAAAGAGGUCGAAGUGUGUAAGUAUAACCAGUGUUUAUGUUAAAUUGCCCUCUGGUGGCACGAGUAGGAUCUCUGAAACUAAAAAUGACUGAAAACUAGAUGAGAGGUGACAAGCUGGGCCAUUCUGUCUGCCUGAAUUUGUAGUUUACAAACUAAAUUUUGCUACGAAUGAUACAGUAUCUGAUAUAAACAGUUUGGACUGUAAACACUGACCCACUCUAUUUACCACCAGCUGUCCGGAUUUGAAGACAUUGAUGUGGGAACAACUAUGUCACCAGAUGAAUUUGAACACAGAGGGCUGAGAUGAAGAAAUAGCUAGAAUGUCUAGCUAGCAUAUGGGACCAUUUUUUAACUGAGCAUACUACUGAUAAGUCUAAGAGUCUACAGCCACACUAGGAGGGCUCUGUGGGGCAUUGCUGAGCUGACACGUUAACAUCAGCAUGCUAACAUGCUUAUAAUAAAAAGGCUGAACAUGCUGAUGUAAAGCAGAUAGUAUUUGCCAUGUUCCCCAUCUUGGUUGAGCUUAUUAGCAAGCUAACAUUUGCUAAUUAGCACUAAACACAAAGUAAAGCUGAGGCUACCAAAAAUAUCUUUCCUAUUAACCAGAAACUGAAUGACAUGGACACAUGUUUUGCUGUGAGUGUGUUAUUGUGGAUAUUAAGUAUAGAUCCCCAUCCAAAAUGUAUUAUGUUUUGUUUAUGUCACCAUACAAGAGGCUUGUGGUUAUAAUAUUGUUUUUGAUACAAAUAAUUGCAAUGUUUUGCAUACACAUAUAGGGUAUCCCUUCCCUUCUCCCCCCGUCACCCUCCCCAUGGUGGCAUCCCUCUUGUGCUGUUUUCAUUUAAUUCAAACUGAGAAUCAUCAUUGAGAAGCAAAGAUGAACUGUAUUGUAUGGCCUUAACUCUCGAUUCAGUUGGAUAUCCAAUCCCCAAAAGGAACACUGUCACAUCAUGUGUGUAUACCUUCCCAGUGAAUUAAGUUGGCACAUAUUGAAGUUUGGACUAAUGACAGGCAUAUAGUGAGGUUAUGAUAAUGUUGAUGUUUACCAAAACAGCAUCAUGGACUGUUUACCAUAUCACAAUGUUAAGCAAUUUUGACACCCAAUUCUUACUUAAAGGUGUACAGAAAACAUUGGCGGAAAACAGUUUACUCUUAUUAUAAAACUCAAAGGUCUAGUAGCCUUUAGGAUGUUUUUCUUAAUGAAUUGAAUUUGUGAAAGGUGAGGCAGAGUUGAGCCAGUGCAGUGUUGAAUGGUGUUAUAUUAUUUCCACAAGUGCACUCCCUGACAUCUACUAUUAACUUGAGAUUCUUAGCCAAGUCAGUAUGGUGAUGCUAUGACGUGCGAUGUUAAAAAUUGCCAGCUGGACGUUUUGUCCUGACUUGAAUCAAAACACUUUCUGGCCAAAACACAUAGACAAAGCUCCUAACAGCUGACAGAAAAGUGGGAAUCAUGGCCAAAAACACAGUCAAAUGUUUUCCAGGAAGCAAGAUGUUUGUCAGGGAUUUAAGCUGCAGUGCUAAAAUGAAGUCAGCUGGUAUUUUUGCCUGUCGAAGUUUCCCAAAAUGUUGCCCUGUUUAUGAGGCAAGAAAGCCUUUUAAUCUCCUGGUUGUGCCUCUACAUGUUGCACAUAAACACUUUGAGUAAACUCUAAGCAACAGAUCAUAGAUUUUUUUUUCCAAUUUAACUUAAUUAAUUAGUUUUGCCUUUGAAUUUGAAGUUUCACUUCUGUCUCAUCAUUUCGUUGUUCAGACUUUGUCUAUCUAUGUCUCUGGACCCAACCCUCCACCUUUCACAUUCACUGUAACCAUUUUUCUAACAAGGUUUUGAUUCAGGUUGUAUAGCAGACCAACUAAGUUUUCUGUUUUUGUAUGUCUUUGUUUACCAGUGUGUCAGUCUUUGUACAACAUUGUAAGUAUAUGUGUACAGUAUGUAUAUAAAUAUAUAUAAAAUAUAUCAUUCAAAGUUAAUCACCAAAGGGAAAGUGUUUCUGUGUUUUUAAAUUUAACUGUGCUAUACUCUGUCCAAGUGUACUGUAGGAUUUUCCUUAAGGGUUUUAUGGUUUUAUUAGCCCUUUGUAUUAUGACUCUAAUCAAUGAAUUUCCUUUAGACACGAUUACAGUUACUAACUUGUUUGUGACCCAGAACUUGAUAUUUAUGUGUGCAGUGCCUCCCAGUCCUCAUUCUUAAAGAAUAACUUAACACCAGUCUGAAAAGGAGUGUUUAACCACCCUCUCUUCAAAUUUCAAAUCUGUUUCACCUCUGACCACACCCAGCAGUGAUGUCACAGUGUCCUGGAGUACACUUUUACAUCACUGCAGCAAGGUGAGAAGUUAGACCAACGGAGGUCACCAAAAAUAAGAUUUCCAGGUGGUGUUAACAUCCUCUUUAAGUUUGUGUGUUCCUAACACCUUCAUUUUGCAAAUGCCUUAAAGUAGAACAAAGAUGAAUGUCAGUGUUGAAGAAAGUUUUCACCAGAGAACAUGAUUUUUGAAUAAUGAAAAUACACAACACAGCCUCAAAAAUACAAUGAGUACAUACUCAUAAAUAUAGAUUACAUAAUAUUAUUUGAUAAAAAUAUCAGGUCUUGUUCUAAAUUAAAAUAUUUGAUCAACGUUCUGGGGGUCAAAACAAGUUCAAUUGUAAGUCCACACUCCAGCAGUCACGACACACGUCAUUCCACUGUCAUGCAUGUCACCAUACGCCAGUGUCCUUUCCCUCAGUGUUAACUUAAGGAACUUUCCCGAAAGGCAACAGUUUUAUCAGAUUAGCUGCCCAGAUUCUCACAUCUUUUCUGUUGUUCCCUGACUACUUCUUAUUUUGUUUGAAUGGCGCGUCCAAUGUUGGCUAUGGGCUUCAAAUGACAUCACAUGACGCAGCCGGUGUGUGUUGCACUUAAGAGAUGUUAUUAUUUUAACCUGUUCAUCCAAAAGACUAUGAAUGGCAUGAUAAUAUGUACAUUAUAAGGUCAAUGACUGACAAACUGUAAGUGUGAAACAUUUUGUUCUUCCAAAGUGAAAUAUUGCCUCAAACCAUGUACCAGGAGUUUGUAGAAAGUAAUUGUGACACAAGCAUAAAUGUUAUUUCCAUACUAUCUAUACUGUACCGGCCAAUAUCAAUGAAUGUCCACCAAAAGUCAUAGUGUUAAUAUCCCAGCAACAAUAAAAACAUGAGAAAAGUCUGAA